AUGGCCAGUCGGCCACCCGGUUCCCAGGCUGACGACCAGGACCAGCAGCCCAGCUCCUCAGGGCGCCCCCCGGACGUGACCGUCUAUGAAGACAGCCCAGGACCGGCCGGUGAGGGAGCUGGCGCCAGAAGGCAUUUCACAGGCUCCACCGGUAAGGAGGAAAGGGCACAGGGGGGGAAGGAGCAGCUGGACCAGAGUCGGGCUGGGGCUGCGUGGUCACCAGUGGCUGAAUUCCCUAGACGAGAGCGUCACGCUCCAGUCUCUUCUCCUUCCUCAGCCCCCUCGGCCGCUUGCAGCUCCCCGCCUCAGCGCCCCGGCCGUAAGAGGAAGAGGCCAGCGGCGUUCCGAGCGGAGGUGGACGGCGCCCCGGCCGCUGAGGCCCAGGACGCCUGGGUCGUGGAGUCGCUGAGCGGGCUCAAGAUGAAGCUGAAGCGACAGCGGGUGUUUUCAGUGCUGCCUGAGCACCACGAGGUCUUCAACAGGCUGCUCGAGGAUCCCGUCGUGAAGAAAUUCCUGGCCUGGGACAAAAAGCUGGAAGUCUCUGACAAGUAUCUGCUGUCCAUGGUGAUCGCCUACUUUAGCCGGGCCGGGCUCUUCUCCUGGCAAUACCAGAGAAUCCAUUUCUUCAUCGCUCUCUACGUGGCCAGCGACAUGGAGGAGGACAACCAGGCCCCCAAACAGGCCAUCUUUUCGUUCCUCUAUGGAAAGAACCGCUCCCAGCGUCCCCUGUUCCACAGACUGCGUCUGCAGUUCAUCCGUUCCAUGGGCUGGAGGACGAGGGUCACUCGGGAAGAGUGCGAGCAGGUGGGGGGCCUGUGGCGGUCGUCGGGGGGGGAGGGCUGCGAGGAGAUCCAGGCUUUUGAUCCAGAGCUCUGGGUGUGGGGAAGAGACCGCACCCUCCUGCCCUAG
This is a messenger RNA of Kogia breviceps (pygmy sperm whale), 909 nucleotides long. The record is from RefSeq and is a predicted model, not a curated record. NCBI's taxonomy places the organism in Eukaryota, Metazoa, Chordata, Mammalia, Artiodactyla, Physeteridae.